AACCGCGACGUCAGCGAAGUCCGGAGUCGACCUGGGCACACCUGGGCAGAGUUUAGCGCAGUUUGGGGGAUCCAUUGACUUUGCGGGGGCACAGCUGCCCAUUUCUCUAGGCGUUUGCCCUCGGCGUCUCAUGACGGGCUGUUCUCAAUCGCUACAGUAUUGCACAUCCGCACCACGAAACCCAACCCCGCGCUACGGCCUAACACAACUGGAAGCCUCUCUGCGCAUGUCCUAGACUGGCGCAUUGUUCUGCAAAGGCUUCACGCAUUCACAUCUUUGCCACGCUCUUCGUUCAUCUCGUGGAAGAAAAGAUGUCUGAUUCUCACCACCCACCUCUCAACUAUGAGGCGUCGGCGACCACCACACACCCUGUCGUCUCCUCAACACUACCGCCGGAAGUAUCGCAAUGCUUGAAGAAUGCCCGAUUCCUACAUUUGGCGACGAUAUCUGCCACUCAAAGCUCUCUACCCACACCGCAUGUCUCUUUAAUGAACUACACAUUCCUUCCCAGCUAUCUCGAACAUGGACCGGUCAUCAUCAUGACCACCAACGCCCAGUCGAUCAAGACACAAAACCUGUUGCACAACCCCAAGGUCUCGAUUCUGGUACAUGACUGGGUCUCACAUAGACCACCAACUGCAGCUUCGGUCAUGGGUGAGCGAUCCGGAAGUCCACCUGCAGCCGCCGCGAGAUCAAGUUUAGCCAGUCUGCUAUUGAACUUGAACACAUCAGCCUUGAGUUCAAUAUCUACCACGAUCGCCGGCGAGGCUCGGUUUCUAGAAGAGGGUAGUGAAGAAGAGAAAUGGUGCAAACAAACACAUUUGGCCAACAACACGUUCGGAGAUUCAGCCCAAGGAGAGUCUAGCUUUUUCGGCACACAACCAGCGGAAGAGAACAAGGAGAACAGCAGUUGUUAUAUCGCAGGCGACGAUGUAAGGGUAGUUAUCGUGCCGAUCCGCGAGGGAAGAAUAGCAGAUUGGAAAGGAGGAGUCAAGGAUUGGAUACUGGUCGACGAUGACGAGCCAUCCACCUCCAACACGCACGACACAUCGAUCGAUAAUCGAGGUCGCAGUGGUGAGCAACCAUUAGUCAAUGGCAUCAUCAAUUGAGACCGCACUGUCAUUUCGACUACCAUGUCUCUUAAGAUAAGGCACAGAUAUCAUUGCUGAGUUAAGGCUGUUUGCGCUGGCGAAGGUCUCACGCCACACAUCUUCCAGAAGAUGUCUGACCCAUAUGUCGUCCAUUAUCUCACACCUUCAACUCUAUCUGGGGUCCAAGCAGAACGCCGUUAUCAUAAUGCCUGCGCUUUUCCAAUCGAGGCUGGAACCAAAG
Exophiala viscosa is the source of this 1332-nucleotide messenger RNA. RefSeq lists its product as uncharacterized. The transcript has a single exon. Bases 312 to 1109 code for a protein of 265 amino acids. Lineage: Eukaryota; Fungi; Ascomycota; Eurotiomycetes; Chaetothyriales; Herpotrichiellaceae. Gene Ontology annotation, cellular component: cytoplasm; nucleus. The record is from RefSeq and is a predicted model, not a curated record.